Molecule: messenger RNA, 1919 nt
Organism: Plectropomus leopardus (leopard coralgrouper)
Lineage: Eukaryota; Metazoa; Chordata; Actinopteri; Perciformes; Serranidae
Source: RefSeq, a predicted model, not a curated record
CAAGCUGGUGAAAGGACAUGAGGGAAUACAGCUGGAGCAGUUUCAAAGAUUUGAUUUUCAGAAAUCCUGCUGUUGUCGACCAGGAUCCACAUGUGAAUGAUGGGGAUGAGAACACUGAGCGCGGGAACUGGGCCAACAAGAGGGAGUACAUCCUCUCUACAAUCGGCUACGCUGUUGGGCUGGGAAAUAUCUGGAGAUUCCCAUAUAUGGCCUACAAGAACGGAGGGGGAGCCUUUCUCAUCCCCUAUUUUGUGAUGUUGGUGGCGACUGGAAUCCCUCUUUUCUUCCUGGAAAGUGCCUUUGGGCAGUUUUGCAGUCAAGGUCCAAUUAACAUAUGGAGGGCAGUGCCAAUCCUGCAGGGUGUUGGCAUUGCCAUGGUUAUGGUGACUCUAAUAGUAUCAAUUUAUUAUAACGUCAUCAUCGGCUACAGCCUGUACUACAUGUUCGCUUCCUUCCAGUCGCCUCUGCCGUGGGCCAGCUGCCUCAAUCAGGCUGACAGUAACUGCAGCAACACGCCUAUAGUGUACUGCAAUGUAAGUGGAGUUUUAAUGACCAACUGGACUCUGCAAAACAGCACCUGUCCUUCAGCCAACAUGAUCACAGUUCCAGUAAAGAGCCCGAGUGAGCAGUACUGGGACCAUGUGGCUCUACAGAGAUCCAGCGGUCUAGAUGAAACAGGACCAGUAGUUUGGCACUUGGCCCUCUGUCUGCUGCUGAGCUCCAUUCUUGUUGCUGCAGCGCUCAUCAAAGGCAUCAAGUCAUCAGGCAAAGUCGUGUAUUUCACAGCUACAUUUCCUUAUGUGGUGAUUCUGAUCCUGCUGAUCAGAGGUGUGACACUAGAGGGAGCCAGAGAUGGGAUAGAGUUCUACAUUGGUUCCCAAUCGAACUGGACUAAACUGAGAGAAGCGCAGGCCUGGAAUGAUGCAGCAACUCAGACCUUCUACUCCCUCUCCAUUGGCUGGGGUGGAGUCAUGACUCUUGCUUCCUACAACAACUUCCACAACAAUGUGUUCAAGGACUCAUUUGUUGUAACACUUACUAAUGCUGGCACCAGUGUCCUUGCAGGCUUUGCCAUAUUUUCAAUCUUGGGUCACAUGGCUCACAUCUACAAAGUGCCUGUUGAAAAAGUGGUGAACGAAGGGUUUGGCCUGGCAUUCAUUGCAUAUCCAGAUGCGCUGUCUAAACUUCCUAUUUCCCCUCUGUGGUCCACGUUGUUCUUCUUCAUGCUUUUGACUGUCGGUCUGGAUUCUCAGUUUGCAGGAAUAGAGGUGAUCACCACCUGCCUGCUUGAUGCCUUCCCGAAAUUCUUCAAAUCAAAACGAGCUUUAUUGAGUCUAACAACAUCUUCCAUCCUCUACCUGUUGGGCCUGCCUUGUGUCACAAGGGCAGGAAUAUACUGGGUGACUCUAAUUGACCACUUUGUUGCCACCUGGGUUCUGCUAUUUUUGGUACUCUUUGAGAUCAUCGGUGUCUGCUACAUAUAUGGAGCGAACCGUUUUAUUAAAGACAUUGAGAUGAUGAUUGGAAAAAAGAGUUUCUAUUUCUGGCUGUGGUGGAGAGCGUGUUGGUUCUUCCUAAGUCCCUGUAUAAUAGUGGUGAUCCUGAUCUGGUCUCUGAUGACACUUAAGCCAACCCACUAUGGAGAAGUGCAGUACCCAGUGUGGGGUUUAGCUCUGGGCUGGUGCAUGGCUGUAUUUGUCCUCCUCUGGAUCCCUGUCAUCGCUGUAAAUAAGCUGAUAAGAGCAAAGGGAAGCCCCUGGAAGCGUCUGAAGUCAUUGUGCACUCCAGCUGAGGAAUGGCAUCCCUACCUGGAUGUUCACAGAGGAGAACGCUACUCACAAGAACGCUGCCACCUCAGGAUGGGCAAUAAAACCAAACCAGAAGUUAAUGUAAAUGUAAUCUCAAGCUCAUGGCUCUGA